Messenger RNA from Saccoglossus kowalevskii, 1152 nucleotides. It is a transcript of the gene hox5, whose product is annotated as homeobox 5. The record is from RefSeq and is marked provisional. Gene Ontology annotation, molecular function: RNA polymerase II cis-regulatory region sequence-specific DNA binding; DNA-binding transcription factor activity, RNA polymerase II-specific. Gene Ontology annotation, biological process: anterior/posterior pattern specification; positive regulation of transcription by RNA polymerase II. Gene Ontology annotation, cellular component: nucleus; nucleoplasm. Lineage: Eukaryota; Metazoa; Hemichordata; Enteropneusta; Harrimaniidae.
AUCGACAUUGCAGUAAUUCAGCAGCCACAAAUCAAGCUAAUAAAGAAGACAAAUGAGCUCGUAUUUCGUAAAUUCCUCGUUAACAAGCCGAUAUCAAAAUGGCCAAGAUUUCCAAGUACAGCACUACAAUACGACAGGAAGAUACAAUCCGGCACCGGCAGCGGCAGCGGUGAACUACAACACCGGCUACCAAUACUCAAAUCAUCAUGACGCUAGCUACUAUCCCAGCGAUGCUACUACGGCGCUCCUGCAGCCCCAGCAGCCGACAACAACAAAUCGGCUCAGUCAUACCCCGAGCUCGCACCCUUCAUACUCCCUGACUGGGAACUUGGAAAACGUCACAAUGUCGGCGAAUAGCACGUCGUCACCCUCUCCAAACUCCGACAGCAGUCUUUGCAGUGGAGUACACGGGAAGGAAAAAAUCGGCACUGGCAGCACUCAGGAUGGGGUUUACCCAUGGAUGCGUCGCAUGCAUAUGAGCUCAGGUACGAAUGGUAUGGAGGCGAAGCGCAGUAGAACGGCAUAUACACGGUACCAGACGCUGGAGCUGGAGAAGGAAUUCCAUUUCAAUCGCUACUUAACUCGACGUCGACGAAUCGAGAUCGCACACGCGCUAGGGUUGAGCGAACGACAGAUCAAAAUUUGGUUCCAGAACCGACGAAUGAAGUGGAAAAAGGAGCACAAUGUAAAAAGCAUAUCACAAAUCAUGAACCCCGAUACAAAGGACAAUUCGUGCGAGACCGGUGGACUGUCAGCGACAGGGUCAGUAAGUCCAACCAACUGACCAAAAGCAACACCAACGAAAACAACAUCAACAUAGAGACUGUAGUGGAUAUGACGUCAUUCAUGGCUUCAAGUCCCAAGUUUGUUGUUCAUCCGGGGUCACGUGUUCUGCCGCAGCUUGGCCCGAGCUUUUGAAGCCAGUGGUAACCACCUUAAAAAAUACAAGAGGCUGACUAGUUCUGUACAUAUAUUAUCCCCGAAGUUGUUAGUUUUUCUUUAUAUAUUCUUAACUUUGAUUUUUUUUAUUUAUUUUUGAAUACGUGUUUGUUUAUAGUUUGGUUGACUCAAUGAGCAGCGCUAUAUGUGUUAUUGUGCGUGUUUCUACAAAAACACACACACACGUAAAAUACAAAAAAAAAAAAAAAAAAA